UACCAGUCAGCAGGAGUUUGGAUACACCAAACGAGUUUAAUGUUUAGUCAUUUCUAGACGUUAUAGACCUUUUAAUCCAGACCGCCUUCAUUUUCAGGGUCCGAAGGUGCCUGUGUUAACAUGGUGACUUUUACAUUAAUAAUUGAAGAACACUCCAUGAAAAAUUUUCACCGGUGAUGCAUAGAGUUUUAAGAGCGCUUGACCUGAUCCACCGACGUACCGGUGGACGCUUCAUCAGUAAAAGAUAAUGAAGAACCCGUCCCUUUUAAACAGCUUGAGCUUAAAAGGGAAUCGAAAACGCAAAGGAAAGCAAAACUUCUGAUUUACGAGCCAACUGAAGCAGAAAACUUGGACAUCAACAUGAGGACAACCCUAUCGAUUAUUUUCCUUUUAGUUGGGAUUGACUAUAUGGCCGCUAAGAAACACAAAGUAGCUGCUCCCCCUGAAGAAGAUGAAGAUGAAGUUAUUGAGAGUAGUGGUUUGCCAGGCCGUGAAUGUGACCCACCGCUCAGGGACACGUAUUGCCUAAAUGGUGGGACAUGUUUUAGAAUUCCAGGCCCUGAGAAGGCCCCUCACACAGGUCCCCAUUGCGUUUGCCAGACGGGUUUUAUAGGGAAUAGAUGUCAGGAUGUUGAUAUUGACUUAGGGAACUUUCUUGACAAUUUCAACCGUGUGUGAACUUUUUAAUGUAGCAUGUA
Molecule: messenger RNA, 698 nt
Organism: Stylophora pistillata
Lineage: Eukaryota; Metazoa; Cnidaria; Anthozoa; Scleractinia; Pocilloporidae
Product: ATP-binding cassette sub-family C member 4-like
Biological process (GO): transmembrane transport
Cellular component (GO): membrane
Molecular function (GO): ATPase-coupled transmembrane transporter activity; ATP binding; ATP hydrolysis activity
Source: RefSeq, a predicted model, not a curated record